Salmo salar (Atlantic salmon) is the source of this 2749-nucleotide messenger RNA. Its product is annotated as retinol dehydrogenase 12. NCBI's taxonomy places the organism in Eukaryota, Metazoa, Chordata, Actinopteri, Salmoniformes, Salmonidae. The record is from RefSeq and is a predicted model, not a curated record.
CAUCUCAGAUCAGCUGUGUGAUGAACCAUGAUGGAACAACAAGUGAGAGAGAGAGAGAGAGAGAGAGAGAGAGAGAGAGAGAGAGAGAGAGAGAGCAGACAGACAGAGAGAGAGACAGACAGACAGACAGACAGAGAGAGAGAGAGAGAGAGAGAAAGAGAGAGAGAGGAUACGUGUCAUGAUGGAGCUCGUAUUGAUUGUCGCAGGUCUUGUGGUUGUCGCGCUGUUCAUGGUUUUAUUCGCACCCCACAUUAGGAAAUACUCUGCAGGUGGAACAUGUAUGUCUAUGGCCCGGUUGGAUGGGAAGACAGUCCUGAUUACUGGAGCCAACACUGGUAUUGGGAAGGAGACUGCCCUGGACCUGGCUAUCAGAGGUGCGAGGGUGAUCAUGGCGUGCAGAGAUGUGGAGAAGGGCGAGGAGGCCGCAGCAUCGAUACGACGUAUCUACUACGAGGCAAACGUAGAGGUCCGAGAGCUAGACCUGGCUGAUACCAGCUCCAUACGGGCCUUCGUACACCGCUUACUCCGAGAGGUCAACCACCUCCACGUCCUGAUCAACAAUGCUGGGGUCAUGAUGUGUCCUUACGUGAAGACCAAUGACGGCUUUGAGAUGCAGCUGGGUGUCAACCACCUGGGUCACUUCCUGUUGACGUACCUCCUGAUUGGUCUGCUGAAGCGCAGCGCUCCGGCCCGUAUCGUCGUGGUUUCCUCUCUGGCUCAUAACGUUGGCUGGAUCCGUUUCCAUGACCUCCUCAGCCAGGGCAGCUACAACAGCGGCCUCGCAUACUGCCAGAGCAAGUUGGCCAACCUUCUGUUCGCUAGGGAGCUGGCCCGUAGACUCAAAGGUUCCAGUGUGACUGUGAACUCAGUCCACCCGGGGUUGGUGCGCUCGGACCUGGUUCGCCACUCCACCAUCAUGUCUCUGCUGUUCUCUCUGUUCUCCUUGUUCCUGAAGAGCCCUCGGGAUGGGGCCCAGACAUCCAUCUACUGCGCCGUGGCAGAGGAGCUGCACUCCCUGACCGGGAAACACUUCAGUGACUGCGCCCCAGCCUCCGUGGCCCCCCAUGGGAGGAACGAGGAGACAGCCAGGAAGCUGUGGGACGCCAGCAGUGAGCUCCUGGGCAUCGUCUGGGACCACUGACCUGAACCACCCUCUAUCAUCAAAACACUGGCUGCAACCGAAAUGCCCUGUAUAGGGCACUACUUUUGACCAGGGCCUUGUUCCAAAUCUCAAUUGUUACAGCAAGAGCCGGCAGUAGGGCCAUGGUAGAAAGUAGUGCACUAAAAAGGGAAUAGGGUGCCAUUAGGGCCAUGGUAGAAAGUAGUGCACUAUAAAGGCAAUAGGGUGCCAUUGUGGAUGCCUCCAUGUUCUCUGAAUCUUUGUUUUCAGUCAGAGUACAUAUUUAGCCUGAUCAUUUCAUGACACUACGUAAUCUCAAACUACAGUUAACCCAACAGCACUUGAAUAAUUGGGUAGUAACCAUAGAGGUAUACAGACACCAUAAUGGCAGAUAGAGUCCUCCAUCUCUAUGGUAGUAACUGCAAGAUCAAAUGCAUUAUUAUUCUGUCACAGGUUAGCCAGGGUGUAACCAGGUCUAGCCAGGGUCAUAACCAGGUCUAGCCAGGGUCAUAACCAGGUCUAGCCAGGGUCGUAACCAGGGUAAUAACCAGGUCUAGCCAGGGUCGUAACCAGGGUAAAUUAUACACCAGCUGAUUGUUUUGUUUCAUAUUAUAAAUGGGGUUCCAAAAUUCCUGUAACUUUCACGAAAUGCCCUUGUUCUCCAAAAUCCUAGUUGGAAGAUGGCUGGAAUUACAGGGGAAUAAGCAAAACAUCCAGGAAUCCUCAACCACGAUUUCUGGGAAUUUGGAGAGUUACAGGAAUUUUACAAAUUAUCCUCCUUGUGGAAUCAGAUUUAUUGUUUCCUUGUUUUGGACCUUUCCACUCUAGGCUUAAUUAUUUCCCGCUCUUUUUCCCCUCUGCGUUGUUAAGCUACCAAGAUGUUUUUUUUUACAAAUGUGAAACAUGCCUUUUUAGUACAUUUAGGGUUGCAAUAUUUUUUUAAUAACAAUCCUGGAAUUACAAGGGAAUAAUCAGGAAAUCCCGAAUCCUCUCCAACCAGUAUUUCUGAAGAAAAAAAUAAUUAAAAAAAUACGGAAUUCUGGGAGAGUUAGCAGAAAUGUGCCACCCAAACUACAUAGCAGUCAUGUCAGCAGUCGAUUGUUUACGUCUGUAAAUAAAGAUAAUAUUACUAGCUACUACUGGUAGUAGCUGUUUAUGUUUAGUAAAUUGUGUCUCUCUCACACACACACACACACACAACAGAGGAGGCUGGUUGGAGGAGCUAUAGGAGGAUAGGCACAUUGUAAUGGUUAUUUCGUUAUUUUCUUAUUUGUAUUUAUUUUUUUAACUGCAUUGUUGGUUAAGGGCUCGUAAGUAAGCAUUUCACGGUAAUGCCUACUACACCUGUUGUAUUCGGCGCAUGCUGCGACUAAUAACAUUUGAUUUGAAAUGGAAUUCAUUGGAAUGGAGUCAAACGUGUGUUUUCCAAACAUUUGCGUUUGAUACCGUUCCAUUCCAGCCAUUACAAUGAGCCCGUCCUCCUAUAGCUCCUCCAAUAACAAACCAUUCUUUAUUACCCAUCUUCCAACAUGGCCACUAAGACAGUAAUUCAUUAUCAUCACAUUUCCUGUAAUCAAUAAUCAUAACUGCAUUAUUAUAAUAACCAAAUUGAUGACAUUGGUUAAAGAA